AUGGGUAGUAAAUCCUCAGAGGAGGUCCCGGAAUUAACGGGAGAUGAGAAAUAUAUGCAGGAAAAAGAUAAGAGGAACACCUAUUUUAACCAGACAUGGAGGAUGGUCCAGUGUCUGGGUACUCCAGUGGUCCAGUGUCUGGGUACUCCAGUGGUCCAGUGUCUGGGUACUCCAGUGGUCCAGUGUCUGGGUACUCCAGUGGUCCAGUGUCUGGGUACUCCAGUGGUCCAGUGUCUGGGUACUCCAGUGGUCCAGUGUCUGAGUACUCCAGUGGUCCAGUGUCUGGGUACUCCAGUGGUCCAGUGUCUGGGUACUCCAGUGGUCCAGUGUCUGAGUACUCCAGUGGUCCAGUGUCUGGGUACUCCAGUGGUGUACAAGAAGCAGGCAGCCUGCAGCCUGGGGGUUCUGGGCCAGAGGCUGGUGGAGCAGGAGGAGGACUUUGCAGGGAGGGCAGCCUCCUACCAGACAGAAAUACAGCACCUCCAGAGGCUUCUACGAGACAAACAGCACGACCUGGACGGAGUGCUGCAGCAGAAAAGAGAGGUGGAAGGUGAGUUGGAGGUGGUGUGGGUGGCAGCGACCAGAGAGAACCAAAGAAUUAGGGAGACCCUCCAGGACUCCAGCCCAUCUCUCCCCUCCCUCAGCCCAGCCAGAGUGCACCAUGGCAGGGGUCUGAGCGAUGGACCCUCCCCCAGCUGGCUCUCCCACCCCCAGGAUGAGGUGUUCUACCCCCGUCCGCACCCUGACAGCUCUGGCCCUCCUCCCUGCAUCUCCUCUCCCCAGAGCGGCGGCCGGCCCGGCCUCCACCACAGCCCUAUGUUCGAGUCUGACUCGGACCAGCACCAGAACCCCUCCUCAGAUGAGAGCGAGAAGAACGGCAUGGACUUCUAUUCUUAGUGUCCUUUUUUGUAUUGGUCUUAGGGAAGACAAGUAGCCUGGUCC
Molecule: messenger RNA, 942 nt
Organism: Oncorhynchus gorbuscha (pink salmon)
Lineage: Eukaryota; Metazoa; Chordata; Actinopteri; Salmoniformes; Salmonidae
Exons: 4
Coding region: 1-897 (298 amino acids)
Biological process (GO): chemical synaptic transmission; mitochondrion organization; cilium assembly
Cellular component (GO): centriole; ciliary transition fiber
Source: RefSeq, a predicted model, not a curated record